This is a messenger RNA of Cylindrotheca closterium, 1971 nucleotides long. The record is from the annotation of a GenBank genome assembly. NCBI's taxonomy places the organism in Eukaryota, Bacillariophyta, Bacillariophyceae, Bacillariales, Bacillariaceae.
AUGCCGACCACCCAACGUGGCACUACGACCAGCCCGAGAAACAAUGAUUCUCCGACUGUUCCAACUGCUAGCGUCCAACCUGCAAGUACAACCACUCCAUCAGUUGGCAACGCAAUUGGUAAAGCGUCCAACACUAUUGAACCUGGUAACACCCCUGCAAGUCUCGAUUUUGCUGUCGAGACACUCAUGCAGCGGCCCUUGAACAGACCACUCAUGCAGUCCCUUCAACAUGACGGUAUCUUCUGUUUUGGAGACCUCCUGUUGCGCAAAGACACGGAUCUCCUAGACCUGAAGUACGACGCACCCAUCACUGAUGGGAGUGGUGCAGAUACAGGCCGAACAAAGCUGACACAGCUUGACAAGGCUAACCGUGGCAUCAUCAAUGCACUCCUUGGUUUUACCUACAUACGCUCAGAUGUUCAACUCGCAGCCGACACGCAAGCUUCUUCCCUGAUGACUUGGUUGACUACCAAGAAACUUGUCAAGUUGGACUGGCCCGGCAAACACUACGCUUUUGUUCUUCAUUGGCUUGAACAAGCACGACUCUAUAACGAGAUUGCUAGUGAUAAAAUGGCCGACUCCCAGUUCCGCAUCCUGCUUGCGAACGCCAUUCAACAGACACCGUAUCUUUGUGAGAUUAAGACCUCUUCCAAGCUCUUAUCCGCGCAAACCGGUCAGUCACUGACUUACCCUCAGCAAACUAUUGAGGCCUUCCAAGCCUUUUCCUAUUGUACAACCCGUCCUCAACUUGACAAUGCCACAUGGCAACAGUUGGAUGACCACGCCCGUCGCACUUGGCACCAAAUCCCGGACCAAGCUAAGGCUAUCAUCCUCCAAAACAAGUCAGCACCUUCCGGGCGCCCACCACCCGCCAAAUUCCACACCAUGAACUCGAAUGACUUCUUGGCCCAUGCGCAGAGUGCGAGCAUGGGGAGUGAUACAACUAGUACUCACACUCCUGCUCAGGAACCAGAAGCCGUACAGCCUGACAAGCUAUUGGCCUAUCUUUCCAAGCAAACGGCUAUGAUGCCUGGGGAGCUCCAACGCGUGAUGUCUGAUAAGAUGGCUGCCGUACGGGCUACCAAGCGUCCACCGCCAACACCUCCGACUCAGGAAGCCCAACAACACGCGGUUACUAUAAAUGGAAUAAAAUAUAGAUCGUAUUACCAUAAUACUAUUGUCUAUUCUGUUCAAAAAGUAAAUACUCGUAAACACCUGGCUUUGAUCGACAGAGGUUCUAAUGGUGGCAUUGCUGGAGAUGAUGCUCGCAUCAUCUUCAAGACCAAUUGUACUGUUGACGUACAAGGCAUCGACAACCACCAAGUGACAGAUAUUCCGAUUGUCACUUUGGCUGGUCUUGUCCACACCCAGCAUGGACCUGCCAUUGCCAUCAUGUAUCAACAAGCCUACAUUGGUAAAGGCCAAUCCAUCCUAUCUAGUGGACAGAUGGAGCACUUCAAAGUCACAGUGGACGUCAAGUCUUCUAGGGUUGGUGGUCAACAACGAAUGGCCGACGAUGAUAGUCACGAUGAGGAGGAUAAUAACAGGAUUGUCUUGAAGAAUUAUCGAGGCUUAUCUUCGUCACCUUUGUCAUCUUCUUCAUUAUCAUCCUCAUCAUCGUCCUCUUUGUCCUUCUUUGUUUACCUGGAGCAUGGUGCUUCGGUACUCAACCUCAAGGGAAAGCAACUGGAGGAAGAAAAAGAAAGAGAUGAUGAUGAUACGGCCACUACCAUGUCUUUCUUGUCAUCAUCCUCUUCUUCAGAAAGCAAUCUCAGAGUAUCCUUUGUGGAACCCUUGGUGACGGAGGCUCACUACCGCCCAUAUACCUCCAAGCGAGACAAGUAUUUCUUGCACUACAAUGAACACGACUAUGUCGACUUCAAAAUGGAAUGCUUGACUGUAUUUCCAAUCGUCGCACAAUUGUUGCUGGGAUCAUUGAUGAAGUUCACAGGCAUGGCGGUAGAUUUCUGA